This is a messenger RNA of Microthlaspi erraticum, 474 nucleotides long. NCBI's taxonomy places the organism in Eukaryota, Viridiplantae, Streptophyta, Magnoliopsida, Brassicales, Brassicaceae. The record is from the annotation of a GenBank genome assembly.
AUGCUCAACAAUAAUCAUGAGGCUUUUGAUGAUUUUAUAAAUGCUGAGGGAGUUGGUUUUGAUAACGAGUCUCUUACGGAACAAAUAAAUCCUUAUGUGGCAAUGGUUUCAGAUGCAUUUGUUGGGAACAUGGAAGAAUUUGUUGAGAACAUGGAGGAAGAGCCUAAUGCUGAAGCAAAAAAGUUUUUUCAUAUUCUGGAUGCUGCAAAAAAUCCUAUUUAUGAUGGGUGUAAAGACGGUCUGUCACAACUCUCUUUAGCAGCUCGGCUCAUGAGUUUGAAGACCGAUUAUAACCUGCCACAAAAUUGCAUGGAUUCGAUUUCUCAUAUGGUGCAAGAUUUUUUGCCACAAGGUAAUAACUCAAUGAACUCUUACUAUGAUAUUAAGAAGCUUAUGCGGUCAUUGGGUUUACCUUAUCACAAAAUUGAUGUUUGUGACAGUGUUCAUCCUGAGCCAGGAUCGAACUCUCAAUGA